Messenger RNA from Megalopta genalis, 1048 nucleotides. The record is from RefSeq and is a predicted model, not a curated record. NCBI's taxonomy places the organism in Eukaryota, Metazoa, Arthropoda, Insecta, Hymenoptera, Halictidae.
AAUAUAUCUUUUUGUGAUAACGUAUUUAUCAAGAUCUUGCAAUAUAAAUUCAGCGACGGGAUACUAGAGGACAGUAUCGCAUCAUUAAAAUUCCACAACGCAAAAUGACAAAUCAAGAUUCGUCGGAUAUAUUAUAUUCUAUAAAAAACAAAAUUUUAAAAAUUGUAUUCAAUCGACCAAAAAAAGGAAACUGCAUCAAUAUUUCUAUGUACAGUAAAUUGUCACAGCUCUUGCAUGAAUCUAUUCAAGAUAGUAAUGUACAGGUAGUUGUUUUAACAGGAACUGGAAAGUUUUUUACUACUGGGAAUGAUUUUGUUUCAAUUAUGGCUAAUCAAGAUCCAAAUUUUUCCAGUGUUGAAAACGUAGUCACUAAUUUCUCUAAUUUUGUGGAAGCUUUAAUUACAUACCCCAAGCUGUUAAUAGCUAUUGUAAAUGGUCCUGCAAUUGGUAUUGGAGCAACUAUGCUACCAUUAUUUGAUAUGGUAUAUUGUUCUGAUACGGCUUACUUUUACACGCCAUUCACUAAAUUAGGUGUUGUUGCGGAAGGAUGUUCUACAUAUACAUAUCCUAAAAUAUUGGGACAGUCUAAGGCUGGAGAUAUGUUGUAUCUAGGAUAUAAAAUGAAUGCUCGUGAAGCCAAACAGUAUGGCUUUGUUAGUGAGGUAUAUAAGCACAAAAACUUAAAUGAUGUAUGGACAUAUUUGAUGAAAAUAUCCACACUUUCAGCAGAGNNGAUACUGGCAAUUAAACGUCUUACUAAAAAAUGGAACGAGAAACUCUUAUUGGAAGUUAACAGAGAAGAAUCAAAAGAAAUAUUGAGAAUUUUUGAAUCUCCUGAAUUCUUUGAAAGAAUUAUAAGUGUAAUGCCUCGUAAAAGUAAUCUUUAAAAUGAGUUGUUUUUAAAUAUUUUUAUAUGUAUUUUUAUACAAUGUUUAAUAAUUAAUCUGCUUCAUUUACAAUAGAAUUCUUAAACAAGUAUGUUAUAUUAUUAGAUACUUCUGAUAACAUAAGUUCCUAUAAAAAUAGAGGAAACAAUUAUGAGGAAAGA